CUGUGGUUGUUAAAGAUACUGAAAAUCUCCAUUGGAUAUUGUUAUUUUUUUCUCUCAUCAAGAACAAAUUAAAAAGAGAGGAAUUUAUAUAUAUAUAUUUAGAUUUUCAAUAGAUACUUUUAAGAAUGAGUUGUGGUCGUUGUGCUGCCUGCAAGUAUUUGAGAAGAAGAUGCUCCUUAGAUUGCAUUUUUUCUCCUUAUUUUCCUUCCAAUAAUCCUCAAAGAUUUGCCUAUGUUCACAAAAUCUACGGUGCCAGCAAUGUUGCAAAAAUUCUUCAGCAAGUGCCGGAUCAUUUACGAGCUUCAGCUGCAGAGUCCUUAUAUUACGAGGCAAAAUACAGAAUUGAAGACCCUGUUUAUGGCUGUGUUGGAAUAAUCUCUCUACUGCAUCAACAAAUUCACAUUGCAGAGAAUCAACUAGCUAAAACCAAAGCAGAAAUUGCAGUCCUUGCUUCUCAAAAUUUUACAAAAUAAAGCGCAAUCUUAUACGCUCUGUCUCUCUCCUUCCACUCUACCUUCUUCUACGUUAAUUUAUAUACAAUUGUACCAAAUGAAUAAUACAAGAAAAUCAUGAUUUCUGUUGUCUUUUU
This is a messenger RNA of Jatropha curcas, 589 nucleotides long. RefSeq names its product LOB domain-containing protein 23. Lineage: Eukaryota; Viridiplantae; Streptophyta; Magnoliopsida; Malpighiales; Euphorbiaceae. The record is from RefSeq and is a predicted model, not a curated record.